ACGUUUAUUUCAUGUUGAAGCAACUGGCAAUACGAAAACUCGAAACGCGAGAAAACCCGGGAAGCGUGUGGUUGUUUUUUUCGUGUUUGUUUAUUGUUGUAGUUGAAAUCGAAGGAAAAACGCAGCUUUUUUGCACGUGUCUCAAAGUAGAUUUUUCAAAUUUCAUUUGCAAUGGAUGACGAGGCGGAAACUUAUAAACUCUGGAGAAUUAGAAAGACGGUGAUGCAGCUCUGUCACGAUCGAGGUUAUCUCGUGACACAAGAUGAAUUGGAUCAAACAUUGGAACAAUUUAAAGAACAAUUUGGCGACAAACCCAGCGAAAAGCGGCCAGCACGGAGUGAUCUUAUUGUCCUGGUUGCUCAUAAUGACGAUCCUACGGACCAGCUGUUCGUGUUUUUCCCUGACGAGCCAAAAAUUGGAAUUAAAACCAUUAAAACCUAUUGUCAACGUAUGCAGGAAGAAAAAAUCCACAGGGCGAUAAUUGUAGUCCAACAGGGUAUGACGCCAUCCGCCAAACAAUCUUUAGUUGACAUGGCACCAAAGUAUAUACUAGAACAAUUUCUUGAAUCUGAAUUAUUGAUCAACAUAACGGAGCAUGAAUUGGUACCAGAACACAUUGUUCUAACGCCUGAUGAAAAAGAGGAGCUGCUCACAAGAUACAAGCUCAAGGAGAAUCAAUUGAUGCGAAUUCAAGCGGGUGAUCCAGUCGCCAGAUAUUUUGGCCUCAAGCGAGGUCAAGUUGUCAAGAUUAUUCGACCAUCGGAAACAGCUGGGCGUUAUAUUUCAUACAGGCUGGUUUGCUGAACAAAUACUGCAACAGGCUCUUUAACAAUAAGUUAUUAUCGAUUUAAGCCUCUAUAUUUUGUACAAACUUACUGUAAAUCUGUGUGAAGACAAGUGAAACUGAAAAAAAAAUUACGCUUCUCUCAA
This is a messenger RNA of Venturia canescens, 930 nucleotides long. RefSeq names its product DNA-directed RNA polymerases I, II, and III subunit Rpb5 (gene Rpb5). The transcript is spliced from 2 exons. The coding region runs from base 172 to 804 and encodes 210 amino acids. Gene Ontology annotation, molecular function: DNA binding. Gene Ontology annotation, biological process: DNA-templated transcription. The record is from RefSeq and is a predicted model, not a curated record. Gene Ontology annotation, cellular component: RNA polymerase II, core complex; RNA polymerase I complex; RNA polymerase III complex. NCBI's taxonomy places the organism in Eukaryota, Metazoa, Arthropoda, Insecta, Hymenoptera, Ichneumonidae.